Molecule: messenger RNA, 1257 nt
Organism: Stylophora pistillata
Lineage: Eukaryota; Metazoa; Cnidaria; Anthozoa; Scleractinia; Pocilloporidae
Source: RefSeq, a predicted model, not a curated record
AUGGGGUCUCGUUGGACGUCACGCCAUGGACCAAUGCCCAAAUACAACUCAAAAUAUCUAAGAUAUUUGAGGGCGGAAGGGAAGAAGUCGAGGGACAUUCCUGUGUCAAGGAAUUCUGGCGCGCCUAAAGCUGCCAGGAUUCACUCGGCAAUCGCAAAAGGCAAACAAACCUUACUUCCCUGUGAGGGAGAGAAUCUGAGCAAGUUUGAACACAAUGGCCGCAAAAAAAAAAAAAAAAUCUACGCUGAAGAAGCGGUCUACAACUACAGUAAGUUUGGACGCUUUAAGGUCAUCAUGGCUCUCAAACCGGUCGAUAGUCUCCGCAAUCAAUUAUUCUUUGCAAAGGAAUCGACAAAACACAACAAAGAGGUGCUAAUAAAUAACGUAUCUUCGCACGUUCCUGCUAAACAAGCACCGAACUCUAAGGGAACAAGAACAGACGGCAGAUUUCUCGACAGAAAAGAGGAAAAAAAAAAAAAAAAACGAAGGACACAUCUAAAACCUUCUUCGCGUUCGAAUGCGGACUCAAAAAAAAAAAAAAAAGAACGCUAUAAAACUCGCAGAGCGACCUAUGAUGAUCUCAUGGGAAAAAAAAAAAAAAAAAUCUUGGACAAACUCGACAACUUGUACAGGCAAAGAAAGGAAGAGAAAAAAAAAAAAAAAAAGGAGUUCAGCAACCUCGGGGAGAUACGAACUGAGCUUAAUACCUCCACGGGUUUAAGAGGCUCUGGGGUAGAUUUAGAGGACGUGCGCAAGGAACCAAAAGAAACUUUAAAACUCCCAAAGAUUCGCGUCUCUACAGUGUCCGAAUUAUCCAAGAAAGACUCGAGAAGAAAGCUAGAUAGAAAACACUUGCUAGUUCCAAGAGAAAAAGUCGGCGGUAUUACUCUGGGAGCGCGCAACGCGAACUUAGAGAGUGUCACUUUUAGGUUACCGGAGCUCUAGCACCAUUCGGAUCACAUUGAUUAUUAUCGUGAGUUAAGACAUGAUCCCUGAUUCUUCCUUUUCUGAUGGUAAAACUCACAAACACGCCUGCAGAUUAUAUUUUCCGGAAAUCUACCCACUGACAGAAUAAGGGGACUUAUUAAGAAUCAUAAAUGAUUUUCGUGUCAUUUGCCAGUUGUCUACGAACUGCUGCGUUCGCCGAGCCAUGAAUUGCGUGUGUAGAGUCACGGUUAAGUAGUCAAAGAAUUUCGUAAUCUUUAACCACACAAAAGACGACAAUAAGAUUAAUUUAUUUGUAUAUAUUAACUCGCC